This is a messenger RNA of Emiliania huxleyi CCMP1516, 627 nucleotides long. RefSeq lists its product as hypothetical. The record is from RefSeq and is a predicted model, not a curated record. NCBI's taxonomy places the organism in Eukaryota, Haptophyta, Isochrysidales, Noelaerhabdaceae. The coding region runs from base 1 to 627 and encodes 208 amino acids. The transcript has 2 exons.
AUGGCGGCGCUGCGCGCUUUGCGCUCGGCAUUCAGGUUGCCCCCCCCUCCCACCCCAACGCAGCACAUCCUGCGCACCUCCUCUCCCCCGCCUGCGCGCCUCCGCCACCACCCCCUCCCUCGCUUCCGCCGCAUCUACCCCUUCCCCCUCCACCCGCCGGCGCGCCUCGCUCGGCCGGCAGGUGCUGCUGCUGCCAAGCGCCGCCGGGCCCUUCCUCCGAGCGCUGCUGCGUGCGGUCUUGCUGCCUGCUGCGCCCACCGCUACCCAAAGGUUCGCAAGGCGGCGGCGGACGCGCUCUACGUGCACUUCCUGACCUACGGCGACCCGCUCGAGGGCGGCGAGGUUGCCGAGGGUGGCGGCGGGGGUGGUGGGGUCGGGGGCGACGGCGGCGGGAACGGUGGGGGCGAGGCGAGGCUGGUCGAGGUUGAGCGUCUGCUGACGGAGACGGCGUGGCUCGCCGACCUCGAGGCGGCGGUGAGGCCGGCGCAGGCGCGGCUUCUGCUGCUCUUCGGCCUCGACCCGCCGCGGGCCGGCGAGCGGCAGCCGGGGGAGAGGGCGGCGCGGGCGGCGCCGGAGCCCGAGGAGGAGGACUCGUACGCGGCGCUGGUCAAGGAGCUGGGCUACUGA